UCGACUGGUUGCCUCCCAUGCGACCCUGGUAUGUGCUCUUGGCCGGGUCUCAUUGAUCCGUGGGCCGACGCUCUAACCGCUGAGCCAAACCAGCCGGGGCUAAACCUUAGACUUUUAGAUUGCAUUAGUAAAAUUGGCUUAAGAAUUGCCAGGAAAAUCUAAAAUCCUGCAGGAUUGUUUUCUUGAGAAAUUGUAUUUUAGAGAAUCUUUGAUUUAUCUCAUGUUUACUCCUUAUCCCUGUAUUUUAUCCUUGCUUUUUACUAUGAUUUGCAGGUUUUGCUCACCAUGCCUGCUUUUUUGCAGAUUUUCUAUUUUGUAUACACGUUAUUUUGUAUAUACUGUAUAUGAUGACUUCGGUGAGCAGUGACCGUUCCCGAGGUGCUCGGGAAAAAACACAGAUUUCAGCGGCACAGGCAACACAACUACAGAAACAAGUAGUACAGGGGAAAGAAAAUUCAAAUGAGUCAAUGAAGAUGAACAACAACUUUAGGUCAUUUAGCCAAGCAACAGCUGAACAGAUGCGUCUCGCUCAAGUGAUCUUUGAUAAAAAUGAUUUGGAAUUUGAGGCUAAAGUUAAACAGCUUAUGGAAGUGACAGGAAAAAAUCAGGAUGAAUGCAUAGUGGCUCUACAUGACUGUAAUGGAGAUGUGAACAAAGCUAUCAAUAUAUUGCUAGAAGGGAAUUCAGACACGACUUCAUGGGAGACUGUAGGGGGGAAGAAGAAGAAUUUUGGAAAAGAAAGUUCAGAAAACAAAGAGAAUAGAGAGAAGAAAAGUGAGAAAGAAGUGAGUCGUGGACGUGUAAACAACAACCGGAAAGGAAGAGGUGGCAAUCGGAGAGAGUUUAGAGGUGAAGAGAAUGGAAUUGAUUGCAAUCAAGGGGACAAGAUUUCGGACCGUGGCAAGCGAACCCGUGGUAGAGGAUUUGGACGUGGCAGAGGGAGAGGGGCAGGAAGAUUCUCAACCCAAGGCAUGGGGACAUUUAAUCCUGCAGACUAUUCAGAUUCUCCAUCUAUAGAUGGGUGUGGGACAAAACCAGUAGGUUGGGAAGCUGCUCAGAAUGGUGCAGAUGAGGGAAGUGAACUGGCAUCAGAUGCUCAAAAUGUACGUCAGGAUCUGCCAGAAAAAAGUUCUUAUGGACACAAAGGGGCCUGGAAAAAUUCUGUGGAAGAGUGGACAACAGAAGACUGGACUGAAGAUCUUUCUGAAACAAAGGUCUUCACUGCCUCUUCUGUUCCACCAGAGAAUCAUGUCACACCUGCGCAAAGCAUUGAUCUGGUAGCCUUGCUCCAGAAGCCUGUUCCUCCCAGUCAAGCCUCAGAAAUCAACUCCUUUGAAACUUCUCAACAACAGGGCUUUGGCCAAGCCCUUAUCUUCACAAAUUCUCAGCACAACAAUCAGAUGGCACCAGGGACUGGCAGCUCCACUGCUGUCAACUCCUAUUCUCCUCAGAGUCUGUCAUCCGUCCUUGGUUCAGGAUUUGGAGAGCUUGCACCUUCAAAAAUGGCAAACAUUACCACAUCCCAGAAUUUGGACCAGUUGAAACCUCCAAGUUUGGGCCAGUUUACCACCACCCCAAGUUCACAGCAGAAUAGUACUAGUGCCGCCACAACCACUUCUUCUUGGGACCUCAAGCCCUCAACUACCCAGUCCUCAGUCCUUAGCCAUUUUGACUUUAAAUCUCAGCCUGAACCAUCCCCAGUUCUUAGCCAGUUGAGCCAGCGACAGCAACACCAGAUGCAGGCAGUCACUAUUCCUCCUCCUGGGUUGGAGUCCUUUCCUUCCCAGGUAAAAUUACGGGAGUCAACACCCAGAGAAAGUACCUCCACUGUGAAUAAACUCUUGCAGCUUCCCAGCCUGACUGUCGAAAACAUCACUGUGUCUGCCCACCAACCACAGCCUAAACACAUCAAACUCCCUAAGCGGCGGAUACCUCCAGCUUCUAAGAUCCCAGCUUCUGCAGUGGAAAUGCCUGGCUCAGCAGAUGUGACAGGAUUAAAUGUUCAGUUUGGCGCCUUGGAAUUUGGAUCAGAAUCUUCCCUCUCUGAAUUUGGAUCAGUUGCAAGCAGUGAAAAUAGUAACCAGAUCCCCAUCAGUUUGUAUUCAAAGUCUUUAAGUGAUUCUUUGAAUACCUCUCUACCAAUGACCAGUGCAGUACAGAAUUCCACCUAUACAACUUCAGUCAUUACCUCCUCUAGUCUGACUAGCUCAUCCCUGAGCUCCACUAGUCCAGUAACAACGUCUUCCUCCUAUGACCAGAGUUCUGUGCAUAACAGGGUUGCAUACCAAAGCUCUGUGAGUCCAUCGGAGUCAUCUACAGGAACUGUCACAAAUGGACAUGGAGGUGGUCAAAAUCAGCAGACAAUAGACACUACUUCAUCCGUUCCAGCUCCAAAGACAACAGACCCUCCCUCCACCCUUCCAUCUGUGGCCUCCCUGCCCAGCACCAGCCCCUGCAAUACACUUCUACCCUCUGCAUCUCAGCACACUGCCACUUUGUCCUCGCCUGGUGACCUGUCCAGCAGCUCCCUCUCUCAGCUUAGCAGUUCACUCUCGAGUCAUCAGAGCAGCCUCUCCUCUGCGCACACAGCACUCUCUUCCAGCACGCCACACACACACUCCAGUGUGGAGAGCACCCCUUCCCUCCAGUCCUCAGCCACCUUCUCAACAGCUACAACUUCUGUCUCGAGUGCCACAUCCUCAGGGCUCAGCCUUUCGAGCAGCAUGAACACAGUGAACAGCCUCUGCCUGGGUGUAACCACUGUGAGUGCCCCCAGCAGCAGUACCAGAGUAACACCCUUGGUGACCUCAGGCAAAGUGCCCUCCAACCUGCCCCAGGGGGUGCCUCCCCUGCUGCCCAACCAGUACCUCGUGGGUCCCGGAGGAUUGCUUCCUGCCUACCCGAUCUAUGGCUAUGAUGAGCUCCAGAUGUUGCAGUCACGGCUGCCAGUGGAUUACUACGGAAUUCCUUUUGCUACACCCACAGCCCUUGCCAGCCGAGAUGGGAGCCUUGCUAAUAACCCAUAUUCAGGUGAUGUCACAAAGUUUGGCCGAGGUGACUCUGCAUCACCUGCACCCCCCACUACACUGGCUCAGGCACAGCAGAGCCAAUCCCAGGCCCACCACACCCCACAGCCCUUUCUGAAUCCUGCGUUGCCACCUGGCUACAGCUACACUGGUCUCCCCUACUACACAGGCGUGCCCAGUGCCUUCCAGUAUGGGCCCACCAUGUUUGUCCCUCCGGCCUCAGCCAAGCAGCAUGGUGUGAACCUCAACACCCCCACCACCCCUUUCCAGCAGGCCAGUGGUUAUGGCCAGCACAGCUAUAGCACAGGUUAUGAUGACCUGACCCAGGGGACAGCAGCGGGAGACUACACCAAGGGUGGCUAUGGUGGAUCAUCACAGGCACAAAACAAGUCUGCAGGUUCUGGGCCUGGCAAAGGAGUGUCUGUGUCUUCAAGCACCACUGGCCUACCUGAUAUGACUGGUUCUGUCUACAACAAGACUCAGACUUUUGAUAAACAGGGAUUUCAUGCAGGAACCCCUCCACCGUUCAGCCUGCCCUCAGCCUUGGGUUCCACUGGGCCCCUGGCCCCUGGAGCAGCUCCUGGUUUUGCGCCCCCACCAUUCUUGCACAUUCUGCCUGCCCACCAGCAGCCUCACUCACAGCUGUUACACCACCACCUUCCGCAGGAUACCCAGAGUGGCUCGGGUCAGCGCAGCCAGCCCAGUUCCCUGCAGCCCAAGUCGCAAGCCUCCAAACCUGCCUACGGCAACUCUCCAUACUGGACAAACUGAGCCUGAAAAGAGGGG
Molossus molossus (Pallas's mastiff bat) is the source of this 3812-nucleotide messenger RNA. RefSeq names its product ubiquitin associated protein 2 (gene UBAP2). The record is from RefSeq and is a predicted model, not a curated record. NCBI's taxonomy places the organism in Eukaryota, Metazoa, Chordata, Mammalia, Chiroptera, Molossidae. Gene Ontology annotation, molecular function: protein binding. Gene Ontology annotation, cellular component: nucleus; cytoplasm. The coding region runs from base 345 to 3797 and encodes 1150 amino acids. The transcript is spliced from 29 exons.